AUGGGAGUCGACACAAGCUACCUGACCACUCAGGUCAACUCGAUCGUCAGCCAGCUACAUAGCAUUUUCGACGACAUCGGGGUCCCUAGUCAUGAACGGGAAUCGAGAGAGGCAGAGCUCUUUGCGGCUCUGUCGGAGACGCUGAACAACCACCUGCGGCUUGUCAGCAAUGAAAAGAACGAAAUGGUGGAAGAAGCACAGCGUCUCAUCAAAACAAUAAAGCAGAUGGAGGCAUCGCUAGACGAUGAGAAGGCAAACGGGCAGUAUGAGCUCGAUGACGAGGAUUUACAAGUUACCUACCCCUUGAACCGCUGCCUCAGCUUUUUAAAGGAGAAGCACGCGGCCAUCAGCAAGUUGCAUCGCGAGCGCUUUGAGCAGGUCAAGAAGCUCGUCGAAGCCUUGGAGUCCUAUUCAUCUCACCUGGAGCCUUCCUUUGUGAAGAUUGAUCUUCCUCCCACUGCGCCGGGGUCAUCUGUUCCUCCAAGCUUUGAUCUUUCUCCAUCCUAUGUUACCGCGCUGGACAACGAGUUUACGAGGGUUUAUGAAGAAUACCAUCGACGUUUGUCUAUUGUGAAAACGACGUGCGAGGAAAUCAUCAAGCUGUGGGCCGAACUCGGAACGCCGCAGGUACAAACUGAUCCCUCCAUUAUGAAAUAUUACCGAGACGCACCCGAGCAGCUCGGUCUCCACGAAUCAGAUUUGUCGAAUCUGAGGGCGAAGCGCGACAAGCUGUUGGACGAGAAGAAGAGUCGUGAGCGGAAGCUGAAAGAGCUAAGAACGGCUGUGGAAAACUUGUGGGACCGCCUUGGAGUCGAUGAACGCGACCAGAAAGCCUUCCUUGCGGCGAAUCGCGGUUGUGGUUUGAGGACGAUCAACGAAUUUGAGGAGGAACUCGCCAGGUUGAAUGAACUGAAGAGGCAGAAUCUGCAUCUCUUUGUUGAGGAUGCUCGAUGCCGGCUACAGGAGCUGUGGGAUAGUCUCUACUACUCCGAGGAGGAAAUGCUAGAUUUCACCCCGGCGUUCUCAGAUGUCUACAGUGAUGCUCUGCUAGAAGCACAUGAAGCAGAGAUUGCUCGGUUAGAGGCUCUUCGGGAGCAGCGUGCUCCGAUCCUUGAACUUGUCGACAAACACAAGGCUCUCAUUCAGGACCGUGAUGCUCUUGUGGCCUCAAGCCAAGACGCUUCUCGCCUGAUGUCUCGUGGUAACAAGGGAGAAAAGCGUGACCCAGGUAAACUACUAAGGGAGGAAAAGAUGAGGAAGAGGAUUGCGAAAGAGUUGCCCAAGGUCGAAGCUGAGCUACGGAAGGCCCUGGAGAAAUAUGAAGAGGAAUAUGGAAGGCCAUUCCUGGUCCAUGGCGAGAGAUAUCUCGACGAACUCACCCCUGUGGUGUCGAAGCCUCCGCCACGCUCAAAGACACCGUCCGGACUACCUCCCAGCUCCAAGCAAAGUACCAGCAAGCAGCCUCCUUCGACAGCACGAGGCGGGAACAAUGGAACAAGAGGCCCGCCUCCUCCUCGCUCGGCUACCAAGACUCCUACAGGAACAGGACCCAUCAGGCGCAACGCGGCACAGAAUCCUGCCGUCUCAGCGGCUGCAGCGAAAUCACCUUCCAAGAUUCCCGCUCGUGUGCCGUUAGGAAAUAUGCCUCAUGGGAGUAACUCACCCGACCGUCGAUUGGCACAAAAUUCCUAUUCCUCAAGUACCAUUCGCGGCAAGGUGCCGCCCCGUGCUCCACCGCCCAAGAUGCGUGAUUUGGUAGCAGAUCAAAACGAGGAGCCGCCUCGUUGCGGCAGUGUCAUGUCCACCCGAAGUGUGCGACCUGUUAGUCUGGAAGACCCGUAUGACGACCGUAACCAGCGGUCCUACAUGAGCAGCUCCGUCAUGUCUCGCAGGGCGGACAAUGUCUCUCACUCGUCGUCUCAGUCUUUCCAUUCGUCAACGUCGAAAGAGCGGGCCUAUCCUCCAGAGAACCCAUAUUUGCAACAUCAGCCGCCACCACGUCCGCCGAUGAGACAGGUCUCCAACUCAUCCACAGUGCAGACUGUUACGUCGGGUUCGGAGAAUUGGGAGACGUAUGACGAUACUUCGGAGCCCGAGGCGGAUGCAAGUGACGUCUACUAUGCCAAACUCCGAGCGGCGCACGGCAAGCGAUUUGCUCCUGAUGAGCCCAAUCCUGCGGGGAAGAAAAUGAAGGGUAUCCGGAGCGUUCCAUCAGACGAGAGAAUUGGCGAACAGAAUGGUCAAUUGGUGAGAGUUGACGGAAGGGAUGGUGGAUGGUCCGAUGAUAUGGAGCCGUACUGA
Molecule: messenger RNA, 2301 nt
Organism: Rasamsonia emersonii CBS 393.64
Lineage: Eukaryota; Fungi; Ascomycota; Eurotiomycetes; Eurotiales; Trichocomaceae
Product: Microtubule associated protein (Ase1)
Exons: 4
Coding region: 1-2301 (766 amino acids)
Biological process (GO): microtubule cytoskeleton organization; mitotic spindle midzone assembly
Cellular component (GO): cytoplasm; spindle; mitotic spindle midzone
Molecular function (GO): microtubule binding
Source: RefSeq, a predicted model, not a curated record